Cheilinus undulatus (humphead wrasse) is the source of this 1615-nucleotide messenger RNA. RefSeq lists its product as uncharacterized. Bases 206 to 1423 code for a protein of 405 amino acids. Gene Ontology annotation, biological process: mitotic cell cycle checkpoint signaling; mitotic sister chromatid segregation; establishment of localization in cell. NCBI's taxonomy places the organism in Eukaryota, Metazoa, Chordata, Actinopteri, Labriformes, Labridae. The transcript has 10 exons. The record is from RefSeq and is a predicted model, not a curated record. Gene Ontology annotation, cellular component: dendrite; cytosol; kinetochore.
CAGCAGUGGUUUAUUCCAACAUGGACUCAUCUCCAUGUCCGCCUGCUCUAGACAUCACUGACAUUAUAGCAGAUGUAAGGAGUAAAAUUUUCAGAGAACUUUUCUUUCUUUUAUUUAGUCUAAAAAGCAUCAAAUCACAAAAAGUGUUGGACUGAUGAGACCAGAGUUAGAAUAAACCAGAUCUGUCAGAAGUUUCGUGCAGCUCAUGCUGUUAGUGGAACAACGAAAGUCUGCUGCCCAGUCCGGUUUUACACUCCUCCACUGCAGCUCUUCACCAUCAUGUGACCGGACUGAAGAGGAAGAGGAGUCAGAGGGGAAGAAGCAGAGGAAGACGAUGAUGAUGAAGAAAAUGACUGUGGUACUGCAGCGGUGUGACCCUGCUCUCCUGGAUGAAUGCGAUGAUCCGGAUCAGCUGGACUGCGUUGAAGCAGCCAGGAUGGAUCUCUACCUCACGGAAAGCCGACGUGUCCAGAAAGUUGUGUGGCGCCAGCUUUUUGUUCUGGACUCAAUGGUGGCUCUUUUGGAGGGUCAGGAGUCUGCACAGCAACUGAUGACACUGCCGUGCCCCCCACCCCCAGAUGGCAGCGCUCGGGCCAGGUGGAAGGCUCUGAAGGCGGAGAGCAGGGCUGGAGUGGAGGAGACGGAGGGUCUGUUCAAAUCUCUGGAGAGAAUCGAACAGAUACACGAGAGACGGCAAACACUCACACAGCUGGUUCAACGUCUGCACAACAAGAAGCAGCAGACCAAACAGCUGGUGGAGGCUCUUAAGAAGGCCAAGAAUGCAUUGCAGUCCUGUGAACACCAGCUGAUCCAGCUGAUGGCCGAGGCAGAGGCGGGGCUCGGUCGGCUGAUAGACUGGCAGCAGCUCAGAGACGAGCUGCAGGCGUACAUGUCUGCCGUACAAGACGUCAUGCAGAUCAACCUGCUGUCUUUUAACCAAUCAGAGCUGUGUGUGGAGCUCAGGCCACGCCCAACCUCCAGGAUGUCGUCCAAUGAGCUUGAGCCGCUGAGGCUGUCAAUCACCUGGAGCCAUGACGACCGCUUCAGACUGCAGGUAAACGAGGGGACGGCUGGUCUGGAGGAGGACUCCAUUGUGGGCAGACGCUCUGAGCUGAGCGCCGCCCUGCUGGAGGUGAUGCAGUGUUACGAGGGUCAGUUUGAGCUGCUGUCUGAGAUCCAGGGACUGAGAUCCAGUUUUGCCAUCGACUGGCGCCCCACGCAGCGUCUGCUGAUCUACUUGAAGUCUGCGUUGUUAGUGUGUCAUCUGGAGGUGGAGGAGGGAUACCCGAGCAGCGGACGAGCCCGGCUGCUGUCGGUACGAAGAGACGGACAACCUGUGGACACGUCUGAACUGAAGCCUUAUAAAAGUGAUCUCAGUCUGACUGACUGGCUGGUUUUUCUCUGCAGCAGUCCUCUCAUCUGAACAAAUAUCUCCUCCACCUUCCUCAUACUUUUAUCUCUUUGUCUUUCUGUUUUUACUCUUCCUCUUUGCUUCCUCCUCACAUGUUUUGGCGGUGUUGUCUACCUGUUAAAAAUUACCUUUAUAUGUGUGUAUUAAUAUUUUUGUCCAUGUAAAAGUCAGUGCCUAAUACAUCAAACUGUAAAUAAACAUUUU